Molecule: messenger RNA, 609 nt
Organism: Dalotia coriaria
Lineage: Eukaryota; Metazoa; Arthropoda; Insecta; Coleoptera; Staphylinidae
Product: lipase member I-like
Exons: 3
Biological process (GO): lipid catabolic process
Molecular function (GO): lipase activity
Source: RefSeq, a predicted model, not a curated record
AUGAUUGAAAUUUAUUUUUCAUAUUUUUUCAAAAAUUAUUUUUAAUUUUUAUUAAUUUGCGAAUACCCUGUCAAGAUGAUAAUCUUCACAGAUACUAAAAAUCACAACGCUAUUUUUGUCGAUUGGGGCCGAUCAUCAUUCGAUAAUUACUCUUGGUUGGUGUAUGAAGGUGUGCCUAGAGUAGGUGCUAUCCUAGGCGCAUUUAUUAUGCAACUUUAUGAACAUGGACUUAACAUAAAACGUGUACAUUUGGUCGGACAGUCUUUAGGAGCACAUAUUGCUGGUUUUGCUGGUAGAUAUAUCAAUGAAAAUCAUCCGAAAGGAGAAAAAAUCGGUAGAAUUAGUGGUUUGGAUCCUGCAGGUCCGCUUUACUGGAAAGUUUUGACAAUAUUUGAGAAUCCGUAUAGUUUACGUGCGAGUGAUGCAGAUGUCGUUGAUUGUAUUCAUUCGAAUGGUGGAUAUUUAGGAACAGCGAAUAAUAUUGGCACGGUUGAUUUUUGGUUAAUGGUGGGAGUUAUCAGGAAUAUUGUGGGCAGUUUAAUUCAAGUUUUAGGUUUAUUUCUGAACGUAAGAAGAAAAAUCAGUGGGAAUGUUGGGAUUAAAAUGUGA